AUGGAUUGGAUAUAUUUUUAGGAAAAAAUCUCUGCUAGUUGGGUGUGCAAUAUCCGUAACUUUAAUUACUUGACAUAUUAGUGGGUGGGUUGUGUGCUUUUUUUAUUCGCCAGAUACAUUGAAAAUUAGUAUGAUUUCUUUUCCUUUUCAUUGAUUCCUAAAUUAGCUUAAUCAAUUCUAUUGAUCUAUUACAAUGGAAAUAUCAUUAAACCUAUGUCAAUUAUGGAGAUAUCUGGUGCCUUAGGAGCAACCUUCGGUCCUUUUAUAGGCUCAACCUUGAAUUAUUUUUUCGGAUAUGAAGGACCUUUUGUGGUAUUUUCAAUACUCUACAUUCAAAUAUUCUCUUUUAUUGUAACCUAUAUACCUGCAGAUAAUAGCUAUGUAAUGGACAAAAGAGAAACAUUGCAAGAUGGAUUUGAGAGUCCAAAAAAAUUAGGAGAAAUUAAUGAUUUCUAAGAUAGUAAAAGUAAAUAAUAAAUGGUGGGAUAGUCUCAACUUAUUGAAUUGCAUUCAGGAUUAAGCUUUACCAAUGAAGACAAUAAAUUUCAUGAAAAAUUCUGCGUCACUGAUCCUGAAAUUCAGGAAUCAUAUGGGAAAUUGAAUGAAGAAAACAAUGAUUACUAUGGGUUUCAUCCAUUUUAUGAUGACUUACCUAAAUUCAAACUGCUUCAAUUGAAUAGAAUUGAUUAGAGCAAUCACUUAUACCUGAAAGCAUUAGAAAAUAUUGGAACAAGCUUCAAGCAGAGCUCUAAAAAUGAAAAUCGCAUAAAACCUACUCAAAUCUACAUAUUGCUGAAAAAUGUGCAAGUCUUUGCUACAAUAUUCACAUUUUUCGUUUCAACAUGCUUAUGGGUUUACAUAGAGCCCCUUCUUUCUCUCUACCUUGUUAAUUAAUAUGCUCUUGCGAGCUACACGACUCCAAUAUUUUUUCUGGUUUUUUCUGCAGGAUACCUCACAGCCACAUUUUCCCUUAUCAAAUACAACAGACUCAAAUCUAUUUCUAGCAAGUAUCAAUCUGUGAUGGCUUUUAUACUCGCUGGAUUAUCUUAAGUUUUGAUUUCUCCAAUUAUUCAGUCUUUAAAUACGAUUUGGCUGACUAGUUUAGGGUUAUUUUUAUUUGGAUUCUUUACUACUUUCACUUUGGUUCCCAUUUACAAUGAUAUGCUUAGAUCGUUGGAAAAGCAUUUUGAUUUAAACAGAAUGUCUUUCUCUUAGGUUAUUGAUUAAUGCAGUUCACUGACCGUAUUCUUGAAAAGUGUAGCAUAAGUUAUAGCACCAAUAUGUGGGACUUAUCUUUACGAAUGGUAUGGAUUCAGUGAUGUUUGCUAGAUAUUUUGCAUAAUCUCAAUCGCUUAUGGAAUAUUUCUAUUUAUAGUUUUAUGA
Molecule: messenger RNA, 1383 nt
Organism: Stylonychia lemnae
Lineage: Eukaryota; Ciliophora; Spirotrichea; Sporadotrichida; Oxytrichidae
Source: the annotation of a GenBank genome assembly